This is a messenger RNA of Gastrolobium bilobum, 1945 nucleotides long. RefSeq names its product BOI-related E3 ubiquitin-protein ligase 1-like. The transcript is spliced from 4 exons. Gene Ontology annotation, molecular function: ubiquitin-protein transferase activity. The record is from RefSeq and is a predicted model, not a curated record. The coding region runs from base 612 to 1640 and encodes 342 amino acids. NCBI's taxonomy places the organism in Eukaryota, Viridiplantae, Streptophyta, Magnoliopsida, Fabales, Fabaceae.
GGAGAAAAGGCAACUCCACGCGAAGAAGAGAAGCAAAGAAAGAAAGAAAAAAAAAAAAAAAAAAGGAAAGAAAGAAAGAGCAGAAUAAGGUGUGUCUCUUGGACCGAUUCGCUUGAAUCGCAUCUAUCUCAUCCCCACCUUUACUAGUACUCUCUAUUCUCCAAGGCAAAGUAGGUGAAAACAAGGUGUAUGAAAGAAAGAAGUGCAAGGAUGGUGGUGGUGGUGGUGGCCUCUCUCUCUCUUAAACACGCAUGAUUUGUUUUCUGAUUCCUUCUCUUUCAAAGUAUCUCAUCUCAUCUCAAUUUUUUUUUUUUUUUUUUUUUUUUUUUUUUUUUUGGGUUUGGUCCACCCUCUCUCAUAUUGAAGAGUCCGCCUCGGCUUGGCAUCUUUCUUUCUCUUUCACUCUUGUUAUGUGUUUGUGUGAUUAUUGACCUGCCCCCUCCCCCUCUUUGCAUUGCUUCUUUAAUUCUCUCAUCCAUUUUCUACCUUCCUCCCUCACACUUUCUUUCUUUCUUUCUUUCUCUCGCCCCUUCAUAUUCUCACGAACCAAACAAAUACUCUGUCUUUUAACCUUCUCUGUUCCGUAUUAGUAUUUAUCUUCUGAACUUGGGAUGGCUGUUCAAGCUCAAUACCCUUCCAAUGUACUCCUUCUAAACAGGGGUCAAGAAGGGCAUGACUAUUCAUUACAAUCACAACCAGGAGGACUCGGUGAUCAUCAAUCCCACAUGUUAUUCAACAAUGAAGGUAAAACUACUAAUUCUCGGAAGAGAGGCAGAGAAGCAACAGUAGGCAUGGGGGUUGUGCAUACAUCUCAGAAUGUUAUGAAUCAAUUCUCUUUGCAAUCCCAGUCUCCCCAGCUUAUAGACCUUACUCAACUCCAUAACCACCAACAAAAUGUAGUCUCCACCGGUUUACGCUUAUCCUUUGGUGACCAACAACAACAACAACAACAACAACUACAAAGACUACAAUUGCUUCAACAACAACAACGACAACAACAAGAACAACAACGUGGGUCUCAGUCCUCUGCUUUCUUAUCUGUAUUGUCCCAAGGUUUGGCCUCGCAAAUCAAACAACAACGAGAUGAAAUUGACCUAUUCAUUCAAGCCCAGGGUGAACAAUUGCGGCGGGCAUUGGCGGAGAAGAGGCAAAGACAUUAUCGGGCACUGCUAAGCGCGGCGGAGGAAUCAGUAGCACGCCGGCUGAAUGAGAAGGAAGCCGAGGUGAAGAUAGCCACACGCAGGAACGCCGAGUUAGAGGCACGCGCCGCGCAACUUAGCGUGGAAGCGCAGGUUUGGCAGGCGAAGGCGAAGGCGCAGGAAGCAAUGGCGGUUUCUUUGCAAGCCCAACUGCAGCACGCUAUGAUGAGCGGAGAAAAGAGGAGCGGAGAGGAUGGUGGUGGGGUAUCGUGCGCCGUGGGCGUAGAGGGACAAGCGGAGGAUGCUGAGUCAGCUUAUGUUGACCCGGAGCGAGUGGUAUUGUCGGGUCCGAAAUGCAAAGGUUGUGGGAAGCGAGUGGCUUCGGUGGUGGUUUUGCCGUGUCGCCACCUAUGCGUGUGCACAGAAUGCGACAGACAUUUACGGGCAUGCCCCGUUUGCCUCACCGUUAAAACUUCCACUGUUGAAGUCUAUCUAUCUUAGUGCCAAUUAACGUGCUUGUCCCUAAGAAUUGGUCCCCAUAAAAGAGCCAACUCAAGGGCGAAAAAAAGAGAGAGUAAAAUCUAAUUAAAUAAUAUAAUAAAAGUUCCAAUUUUUAUUUUUAUUUUUAUUUUUCUUCUCUCUCUUUUUUAUGAAUCUAAGGGGGAUUUCUUGUUUUUGUUGUACAUGAUGGUGGGGAUUUCUGAGUUGGGUAAUAUGGCCGGUUGAGACUCGAGAUUUUUUUCGCCAUUAUAUUUUAUAUUCCUCGUAGGGUUGAUUACCUAGGUGAUGUACAUGGCCAUAUGGGU